AUGGAUGCCUUCAUAUCGAGGAAGCGAAGGCACUCGUCUGAUGACCAUGUUGCAUCUGUUCCACCUGCCCGAACCACUCAGCAACAUGAUCAUGAGGACAGCACGGAAUACAAGCUUGCUUUGCUUGCAUCCCUGCAUCCCGAUAUUGCUCAAGACACUUUGCUUGAGGCCUUGCUCUCUUCCGAUGGUCAGGUUGAUACCGCCUCCGAGAUUCUGGCUAAAGACAGCCCCACGUCCCUGGGUCAGCCGAAGAGAGCCAGAAUCGUGGGUCAUCAAUCUACUCUGGCCAGUCUGAUUCGCUCUGCUGGUGGUGCAGCUGCCUUGACCAAGCACCUCACGAAAAGGGGCAAAACGCUCUUUCUGUAUAGCCCCCAGGAUAUUGAGACACACACGCCGUGUUCCAUUAUCCACAACUUCCUCCCUGCUGACGAGGCCAAUGCUUUGCUUACAGAGCUUUUGGAAGAGUCAAAGACAUUUGAGAAAGAGGUCUUCCAGCUCUUUGACCGCACCGUCGAAAGUCCUCACACCAUGUCAUUCUACGUCGACAGCUUCAAAGAAGUCGAAGAGCAGAAGACAACAUACGUCUACAACGGCAGCCGUAUCAAAGAUAUACGACAGACACCGCCAAAGAUGUUGUCUGCAUCUAACAAGGUGCGUCAAGCUGUCAACGAUGAGAUCCAACGUCGAAUCGCACAGUUCUAUCCCAACGGUGAGAAGCUCAAGUACCAAGAUCCCAAGGAGUGGAGACCAAAUACUGCUUUUGUAAAUUGCUAUGAUGGACCGCAGCAAAGCGUUGGGUACCACUCUGACCAGCUGACCUAUCUUGGCCCUCGUGCUGUUAUCGGUAGCCUCUCACUGGGUGUGGCUCGUGAGUUCAGGGUUCGCAAGAUCGUCCCUAAGGAUACAGAAAACGGCUCUGGGGAUGCGAGUGCAGCAGACUCACAAGGUCAGAUUUCUAUUCAUCUGCCCCACAAUUCAUUGCUUGUCAUGCACGCCGAGAUGCAAGAGCAGUGGAAACACAGCAUUGUUCCAACCACUGCCAUUGACCCACAUCCCGUUGCUGGAAACAAGCGAAUCAAUGUCACCUACAGGUACUACAAACCCAGCUUCCACCCGAAGUUCACGCCGAAAUGCCACUGCAAAAUCCCUACUGUGCUCAGAUGCGUACAGAGAAAUUCGGAGAAUCUGGGUCGCUACAUGUGGAUGUGCCAUGCUGGCUAUACGCCAGGUCAGAAAGGCUGCACUUUUUUCAAAUGGGCAGAUUUCGACGAUGAUGGCGAGCCUCCGUGGAAAGGCGAGGUCGAGCAAUUUGAGGCUAGCUGA
This is a messenger RNA of Aureobasidium uvarum, 1323 nucleotides long. Lineage: Eukaryota; Fungi; Ascomycota; Dothideomycetes; Dothideales; Saccotheciaceae. The record is from the annotation of a GenBank genome assembly.